This is a messenger RNA of Salvelinus sp. IW2-2015, 3513 nucleotides long. RefSeq lists its product as uncharacterized. Lineage: Eukaryota; Metazoa; Chordata; Actinopteri; Salmoniformes; Salmonidae. Gene Ontology annotation, biological process: arachidonate secretion; phospholipid metabolic process. The record is from RefSeq and is a predicted model, not a curated record. Gene Ontology annotation, molecular function: A2-type glycerophospholipase activity.
AAAAUGAAUGGCUGAAAAAACAUUGGAACCAUGUCGGUGUUUUUAUGGGUAUUAUGACGCGUCCACUGUGGCGGACUGAACGAACUAGAGGCAACUAAUUUCCGGUUUAUAGGACUACAAACUGGCGAGCUCUAUUGAGACGGCUGUUACUUUUUUAAUUUAUGUAUUAAUAUAAUUUAGUCUAUGUUUGAUAUGAUAAACAUACGUUUAAUGCAAUUUGCUCUGUGCUUGUCAUUGCUGAGUUUGCUAAGUGCACAUGAUGUGAAGAUGUCAGCAGGGACCCACGCGCAAAACGCCAACUUCUGCCACAGGACGAGUUUCACUGGACACACGCGCCUAAGCUUCCUCCGAAAUAUGGUCGGGACUCAUACAUUGAUGUUAUAUGUGAGCGAAUGGUCAGGGAAGCAGCUUGUAAAAUGCUCAAUUAACGACGACCCUGUAGCCACUGCCAGUUACCUGUAUCUUUGCCGCCAAACGCGCUCGGAGAGCCUCGUGGAAUUAUCCCUCUUCAAUAUCAGGGCGUUGUUGAGUCCAGACAACCUGUGCACACUGAGUCCUGUCGAUGGAUUUAUCAAACAGACGAAAAAUGUCCCAUUGGAGCAACAACAUAUUUCGGGUGCAAAAUCCCGUAGGAAACGCGCCUGGGUAUUUCCUGGGACACUUUGGUGUGGCACUGGAAGCAAAGCGAUUGACUACAAACAGUUAGGAAUGUUUGAGCGAGCCGACAGGUGCUGCCGUGAGCAUGACCACUGCAGUAACACUAUCCCCUCCUUCACAGUGAACUAUGGUGUUUUCAAUCCGAACUUCUUCACCAUCUCACACUGUGACUGUGACCAAAGGUUUCGCCAGUGCCUCCAGCGUGUAAAUGAUACCAUCUCCAAUAUGGUUGGCUUCAGCUUCUUCAACCUCCUCAAGAUGCCCUGCUUCGAGUUCACUCCCAGGAGUCAAUGCACUGAGCUUAACUGGUGGGGAAUGUGCAAGGUGGCCAAGGUAGCCCCAUAUGCAGUCUUCAAAAAUCCCAAAGAUUACACCAUCAACCGCACAACAAGUAAACAUGGUGGCAGCAGUGACCCCCAAACCUCAGCAGGCACCGGGGAAAACCUGGUUACAGUGAGACCCUUGUCUAGCCCAACCAGGUUAAUCCCCAAAGGGAACCGCUCCAAGCUAUUUUCCCCCUCACGGGACUGUGUUCCAAGAGGUCCUCCCAGAGGAGACACCUUCCAGAUCAAGUACAGGAAAGGGAAAGGAUGCAGCAGGGGCAAGAAAACAUUCACAACUCAAACAACCACAAGUCAAACACAGACCAGCACGCCCUUAAUACAGACAACUGCAUCCCUGAUACCGAGGAGUGCAUCACAAAAACAGAAAACCACACCCACAACUCAGAGAACUGCUUUGAAAAUGAUUACAACAACAUCUCAGGUAAAAAUGAAAAAAACUGCUACACAAAAGACUGGAUCAAGAACUGAAAAAACAAUCUCGCAUCAAAAUCAAGCUACACCAAAGAAAAAAACAUGGUCACGACAGAGGACAACAUCCACAACAAUGCAGAGGACUAUAUCAACACCAAAGCCUUCCCCCCAUCCACAGACAACAACUUUAACAACCACAACUCUUAUACCCAAACUCCCAAAGGUUCUUAGGAAACUUCACAGUUGUGGACCUCCAAGAGGAGAUACCUUUCAGCCUCGCCGCUGGAGGGGGGAACGAGGCAAAGCCUGUUUGGAACAGAUAACUAAAACACCAACGACCAUAUCCUCGGCAAACAAGACUGCAUCACCAACCCAGAGGAGAAUAUUUCAAACUCAGAGAACAAUGUCCUCAAAUAAGAGAACAACAUCUGCAACUGUGAUGACUUCAUCUACCCUUUGGAAGAACACAAUUACUAAGAGGACCGCCUCCUCAAAGCUAAGGACCACACCUCUAAUACAAACCCCAACUGAGAGUGCACCAUCUAUGACAACAGAUAAUAUGCUUCUUUGUGGCACCCUCAAGCAUUUGGAUGAAUGUAAAUACAAAAUUCCCCCUUUAGAGAAGAGAUAUGAUCUCCACAACAUGGGAUCAAAGACUGUGUACCAUUGUGAUUGCACCCACAGGCUGGCUGAUCAGAUCAGACACUUGGAGAAGACCACAACUCUCCAAUCCCUCCUGCAGGACUUUGUAUCUCUAUCCUGCUUCAACGUGCCAAGUGUGAAAGACUGUCAUGGAGGGAAAAGCUGUACUGUUGGAUUUUCCCAAGCCACUGACCUAAUUCAAGUCCUUAAAAGCAUGGAGGAAAGAGGAAGACUUAAUGCUCAGAGCACAAGUAAAGACUCAAAAAGAGGGACUCCUAUUCGCCUCUACAAGCGAUGUCUGAGGAUCAUUGAGUCCAAGAAGCCUUGACUGAUGAUUCCCAAACAUCAGCACCCUUAAGUACCAGUUACUAGAAUGGGAAUGCAAUGCAUCUGUCCAACAUCACCCUCUAUUGUGUUUUUAAGAUUUUUAAGCCUUAAGAUGAUAAAUGUGGCAGAAGAACUUGAUUUGCUGCUGUUCGGUAUAGGAGGGAAUUCCAAAUACCUUCCAACUUUUCCCCAAAUCUUUGACCUCAACUGUAAGUAAUGAUCCACAACUAGAGUUGUACAGAAUUCUCCUGCUGAGGGUACUAUGAUCCCUGACAACAAUUUAAUAUAUUUAUAUUGAGUCUUUGUACUUCUAGAUUAAAACCCUUGAAUAUUACCAGUCUGUUACUUCAUUGUCUCACAUUACAAGAUUCCCUUAAGGUGCAUUAUUGUUUAGCCAAUAGCAUUUCUAAAAUUGCUCAAGAGGUGGCACCCUUAUACCUUUAACAGUAAGGUAAUUGACAUUCACACACUCAUUUGUUAUUUUUCUUAGUUUUAGUAUGUUAUGAAUUGAUCAUGUUGAAGUAAACAGUGUGGGAUUUUCACUUCUUACCUAAAGGCUUGAAAUUUUAAUAUUGUGUCAGAUGAUGAUCAUCAUUUACCUACCUUGUCACUACAAUCAGAAAAAGUACAGUAAUACUUUUAAGAAAACAAAUGAAACCAUGAGUAUUAAACAAACCCUGAUACAAUCUCAGCAUUACUAGGAAGUAUGUUUGUUGAAAUGUUUGUCGGCCAGGGGUCUCCAACAGGUAGAUCACGAGCUACCAGUUGCUCGCAGCCCACCUAUGAGUAACUUGCCAAUCAAUUCUGAAAGUACAUGCAUUUUUUCAUAUGUUCCAUCGCAAACUGUCAUAAACAUAGAGCUCCUGCUACUAUCCAAUCAAAGGCACAUUGACAUUAUCCCACCCCUGGUUAGCCACUACUGGCUUAAACAGGGCUGCCAACUUUUGAAAAAAGCUUGGAGUGAGAUUUGUUAUGUGAAUUUCUUUGCCCCCUGGCACAACCACUAUUUGUACAAUUGUACUGGUUUAAAGCUAAUUUCCUGCAAUUCAACAUAUUUUCACAUGGCUUAUGCAUAUGACACUGGUCAGGUGUAUUCAGGGUAUUUUGAACAUUAAAUGAACACGCAAUUUGA